Molecule: messenger RNA, 381 nt
Organism: Didymodactylos carnosus
Lineage: Eukaryota; Metazoa; Rotifera; Eurotatoria; Philodinida; Philodinidae
Source: the annotation of a GenBank genome assembly
AUGCGUUUUAAUCUAUCUAACCAAUCGAGUCUUUCUCAUAUGCCAAGAGUAGAAAAUACUCGCUUACCACAGGAACUAUCGCAAAAUACACCAUAUCGAUACAAUCCUCCACUAUUAAUGUCGAUCGAUCCUGCAUCUGUACCUCCAUUUUUUUUUCAACAACAAAUACGAAAACAAUGUGAAGAAAGUCAAAAACAGAAACGUGAACGCCAGCGAGCAGUUCAACCAAUCCACAUACCUCAAGCAACCAAAUCAACCAAUGCAAUCACAAUAGUUAACUCCAAACCACAGUCUAAACCUUUGUCAUUACCAACAACAACUGUUGAUCUUAUUCCAGUUCCAACCGUAGCGGUGGUAUUAUCAGACUCCACGGUGUCUUGA